GUUUCUUACACACAACAGAACACGCACGGCCCGAGAGUCCACGUCACAGACAGACAGACAGACAGACAGAAAACAUGAAGAGACACCGCCGCGACGGAGAUAAACCAGAGAUGCAAAAGAAGACAGUCGACGCCGGUGCAUCAGGAGGAGGAGGAGGAGGAGGAGGAGGAGGAGGAGAAGGAAUCACCUGCGGGGGCUGCAGGACGCCGGUGUCGAUGGUACUCGAUGACGAUCAUCAUCACGUUCACAUGGAUCUGCAGGAGUUGCCCGAAGGAUGCAUAGCUAAAGUCGUCUCCUUAACGACGCCUCGAGACGCGUGCAGGUUUUCGGCGGUGUCUAAGAGUUUCAUGUCGGCCGCUGAUUCCGACGCUGUUUGGGACAAGUUCCUUCCCCCUGAUAUCCCCUCCAUCCUAUCUCACGCCUCCUCCUCCUCCUCCACCUCCUCCUCCUCCAAGAAGAAGCUUUACCUCACUCUCUGCGAAAACCCUGUCCUCGUUGACGACGGCAAAAUGAGUUUUACUCUGGACAAAUGGAGUGGGAAAAAAUGUUACAUGAUAUCGCCGAAGGACCUUAUGAUUGCUUGGGGUGGUACUCCUGCCUACUGGAAAUGGAUUUCUCUUGCCAACUCCAGGUUUGAGGAGGUGGCUGAGCUUGUAGUUGUUUGGUGGCUUGAGAUCAAUGGCAAAAUUGAUACACGGAUUCUUUCCCCCUCCACUGUCUACAAAGCUUAUCUUGUGUUCAUGUUAAGUGAAAGGGCUAGAGGAUUUGAUCGUGACGAUCUCUUGGAGGUCAAGGUAGGACUUUUUGGGGAAGAAGAGACUAAUAGUAAGCGCACUGUGUUUCCGGGCCAAGAAAGGAGCCUAAAAGUAGGAUGGAGGAGACAGAACAUUAUCGGGAGACCUAUCGAUGAAACUCAAUAUCCAAAGAAAAGGCCCGACGGCUGGCUGGAGGUGGAGAUUGGAGAGUUUUUAUGUCCAGGAGAAGAAGAUGGGGGGUUAAUGGAGAUGGCAUGUAUGGAGGUUGAUAGAAUGAUGAGAGGCCUUAUUGUUCAGGGGAUUGAAGUCAGGCCCAAAAGAAUGUAGAAAGUCAAACUUUUUUCCAAGGAUUUACAUGUAAUGGGUGCAUUGUCAAUGUUACAUAUAAGGAAUAUUAUUAGUAAGAAAAACAAAAAGGCUCAUUGUAUUAUAAUUUUGUUGAUAAAAUGGUUGCAAUUGCUCAUCUUUGAACUACA
Messenger RNA from Malus domestica (apple), 1231 nucleotides. NCBI's taxonomy places the organism in Eukaryota, Viridiplantae, Streptophyta, Magnoliopsida, Rosales, Rosaceae. The record is from RefSeq and is a predicted model, not a curated record.